CGGGCUUCCACAUAGCGAGGCAUUUUAAAGGAAUACUGCACAAGAAAAACUGGUUUUCAUAUGAUACAACGUUGGGACUGCAAAACUAGUAAAUGGGAAAUGGUGGGGUUCAUCUUCAGAUCCUGGCAGUGAGGAGAACGGGGCUGCCACUAAUGUUUUAUCUUUCAUUUUUGAUUAUCAGUUAUUUUACCCUUUAAUUCCAUUCAGCGUCAGCCAACAGUACUAAAUGUACAGUAGUUCCCAGAGCUCAGAUGUCUGGUUCAACCAGCAGUCCCAGUGUAUUAGUUCCAGUUUAUUAUCGCACAAGACAAAGAAAAAAGGAGAUAUUCACAUUGAAGAAGCUGGAACCAGACCUUUUUUUAAAUUAAAAAACAGCUUGAAUGAUUAGUUAUCAAAAUAGUUGCAGAUGAAUUUUCUGUUGAACAAGUAAUUGUGAAUUGUUCUUUCAGCAGAGAAUAGACGCUAUGUAGAGCUACAUGUAAAAAGAUCAAAUUAAACAAGUAUACCUGAACAGUUAAAUUAAUUAAAAAUAACAAGAAAAACCUUUUGCAGAUCUUGUGUCGACGUUAACAUUUUGUGACCUCAGUAUUGCUAAAAUCCUUGAAAUUUGAUUAAAAAUGAUUCAAACACUAUCUAAAAUAUAACUUAUCAGUGAAAAAUCAUGUGAUAAAGUGUGUAGCAUUAAUCCCCAAAGUACUAGUUUCAUAAAAUUAGACAAAACGUGAUCUUGGAAAUACCUGGCACAAAGGGAGUCUUUGUUAUUGUGCAAUAAGCCCCGUGACUGCACUCACAAGGAGCAACUUGAAAAGUAAUCUCUUUAAACAAUGUGACAGUACACAAUGACCAGCAAUCCCAUCCACUUCACUUAAAAUAUAAUAGGCUAUUAUAUUACAUACGCUGAGACAGCCAUAGCAGCAAACACACCUGUAUAACACAGCACUCCGGGGAACAGAAAUCAGAUCACUUGUAUAUGAUGGAUCAAAGCUUCAGAAGAGCUAGUGUACAGCAGAGAGAUCUAAAAGUGUUGAACCAAAAAGAGGACAGGGAUCUCCAGCAUAAACUGAACAUGUUGGACAAGCAGUACCGGUACACUCGCAAGAUGUUACAGCAAAGAAGAGAGUCGCUGAUAAAGGAACGGAGAAGGGUGGUGAUGGUAAAGGUGGUUGAGCCUAAAGCGACAGUCAACAUCGCUAUGAAAGACAUCGGAGAACACAAAUUUCAGACAUCUUAUGGCAGAAGAUCGUACUCCAGCACAGCCCAGUAUCCCAACAAAGGAUGUGAACCGGCGGAGCAGAGUCGCUCGACAUCAGCACCCCCUCCGUCAGUCGACCCCCCGAGCCCAGUGAGACGCAGGGGCUACAUCCAGAGCAGCGUGUCUCUCAUGCAGAUGAAAAACAUCGCAACUAUUGACUCAAUAUCAGAAAAGGAGCUGGCCAGGCAACAGCAGAAAGCCCGAGAGGAAAUGGAGAGACUGAGACAGUUUCAGAGGGAAACUUUACACAAGAGGGUGGCAGCGUUUAUAGAAAUGCUCAAGGGCAAAGGCACCAUGGAAAUACAUGGGAAACCUCCGUAGAGGAACUCGGAAGUUUAGAGUCUACUCAGUUUUAUUUCUCUACAUUUCCAA
Etheostoma spectabile (orangethroat darter) is the source of this 1624-nucleotide messenger RNA. RefSeq lists its product as uncharacterized. The record is from RefSeq and is a predicted model, not a curated record. NCBI's taxonomy places the organism in Eukaryota, Metazoa, Chordata, Actinopteri, Perciformes, Percidae. The transcript has 2 exons. The coding region runs from base 971 to 1573 and encodes 200 amino acids.